Molecule: messenger RNA, 1629 nt
Organism: Mucor mucedo
Lineage: Eukaryota; Fungi; Mucoromycota; Mucoromycetes; Mucorales; Mucoraceae
Exons: 7
Coding region: 103-1482 (459 amino acids)
Cellular component (GO): cytoplasm
Molecular function (GO): ubiquitin protein ligase activity; zinc ion binding
Source: RefSeq, a predicted model, not a curated record
GUUUUUUCUUUUAAUUAAAACACCGAGUUGUGCUUUUCAUUCUCUCUCUCUCUUUUUUUUUUUUUUUUUUUUCUCCUUGUUUAAAUUAAAUAAAUAAAAAAAAUGACAGAACAAGACCCAAACACCGUAACAGCUCUAGAUUACAUUGAAAAACAAGAACAACUCGAAAAAGAAGCACAGUCGAUCCUCCCGGGCAAAUUUGAAAAGUGUACGUUUCCUUUAGGUUAUGUACGUCAAUCGCUGUAUGCUUGUAAAACAUGUUCGUCCGAAUCAGAAGAACCCGCCGGCAUGUGUUAUAGUUGUUCCAUUGCGUGUCAUGCCAGUCAUGAAUUGUUCGAAUUGUUCCCUAAACGCGCUUUCCGUUGUGAUUGUGGCAUCAAGGAUAAAUUUGCUGGUCACCAUUGUUCUUUGACGAUUCCUGCCAAAAAAAUCAUUCAGGCCAAUGACAAGAACACCUACAAUCAUAAUUUUCAAGGUCGCUAUUGCAGAUGUGAUCAGCAUUAUGAUCCCGAGAAAGAGGAAGGAACAAUGUAUCAAUGUAUUGCCUGUGAAGAUUGGUUUCAUGAAACAUGUAUUGGCGAUAUUCCCGACGCUAUUGAUGAUUUUGAAUGUUACGUAUGCAGAGACUGCACAAAAAAGUAUCCGUUUUUAAUGAACGGCAAAGACGAGCGAUUCAGUCUCGGAUUAUCAAAGAAUAAAGAUCCUAUUUCAAAAUGGAUUCUACCCCCAAGCCAAAUCUCAGCUAUCGAUGUCGUCUCUGUGGAGACCAAGCCAGAAACUGCUGUGAAAGAAGACAGUACAACAUGUCCUGAUCAGAAGGCGGAUCCAACAUCAGCUGCACCAGUACCCACAAUAAAUCUGGAGGGAUCAUCCGAAACUCUGGUAAAAGAGGAACCGGAGCCUGUGUCAACAGAUGUAAACAACCACGAUGGAUCAUCCGGCAUUCUCUCAACAAAAGAAAUUAAAAUAGAAACUGUGCCGACAGAAAUAACUAGCCAUGAAAAUGGUUCAACAGAAACUUCUGGUAUUGGUGAAAAGAGGAAACAUGAAGAUAUUAUUCCAAAUACAUUUAAAAGAGCAAAAACAGAAGCAGGAUGUGAAAAUGUCGACAUAUCCUUACUGCCAGAACACGACAAUAUUGAGAUCUUUUUACAGGAAGGUUGGCGUGAAGGAUUAUGUAAAUGUACAAAGUGUAUGGCGGAUUACAAAACACAUCAUGUUGAGUACCUACUGGCGGAAGAAAAGACGUUUGAGCCUGAAGAAGAUGAGGAUGCCGGAAAAUCCUUAUUGGAAGUGGGCAUGGAACAACUUCAACGCGUGGAUCGAGUUCAGGCUUUAGAAAGUUUGAUGGCCUACAAGUCUUUAGCGGACGACAUCAAAACCUAUCUCGAAGCUUUCAAGGAUUCGGGAAAGGUCGUGACAAAGCAAGAUAUUGAUGCCUUCUUUGAUGCAAAGAGACGUGAGCGACAGGAGAGGGAGUAAAUAAACAAUAUGCACCACGAUUUUUUGCAUUACUGUUAAAAAAUGUAAAACCAGAUUUUUUUUUUUUUUUUUUUGAUAAAGGCUAUUACAUCUGUGCUUCAAAUCCUUGUAAUAUAGCUACAGGCAUAACCGUAUAAAGAAGAGCCC